AUGUGUUCUUGCAAUAAAAGUGCCAACAAAAUGCUCAAGGAUAGCGUACAGCUUCAUGAUCAGUUCAUCUUAGAAUGCCAAAUGAAGCUUAAAAAAUUGAAAGCUGCACUUGAUAUGUGCUCUCCGUCAAUUCAGCCAGAAAUUCCUAAUAAUUUAACAAAGGCGAUUAAUGCUCUUAAUAAUACAAUUACAGAGUUAAAUCGUGGAACUAAAACCAUGGACUCGCUUAGAAGAUUCAAAAUACAAGCAACGAUUCCCCCUUCAUCCGAUAACCAACCAGUUCAUAUGCAUGUUCGUAUUGAUCAAUCAUACUCUUCAAAAGCACUCGAGCCAAAUUGCUAUAUUGUAAUUACUCCUCCAGCCGGAGAAAUUUUCAAAACGCCUUUAACUCAUUCCAAGAAUAGCAUAUAUAACUAUUCAUAUGAUUGCAAUUUAGGCAAUAAAACCGCACAAAACAUUUCAUUUUUAAAGGCAAGUGAAUUGAAAUUUAAAAUUUUUAGAGUACCACCAAAAGUAUACGGCGCUGAAGAUAUACUGUUAGGAGAAGCAAAUGUUGGAUUAGGUCUUCUUCAAUAUUCGACUACGAUUACUCAAAAACUAGAAUUUACUUUGAAUGGGCAACAUUCUGAUUACAUAUUUGAGUGCAAAAUUACCUUAGACUCCCCACUUGUUCAGGAUUCUGGCAUUACAGUUGACGAAAUUAUAAGCGUUUUUGAAAUAUAA
This is a messenger RNA of Trichomonas vaginalis G3, 723 nucleotides long. RefSeq lists its product as uncharacterized. The record is from RefSeq and is a predicted model, not a curated record. The transcript has a single exon. NCBI's taxonomy places the organism in Eukaryota, Parabasalia, Trichomonadida, Trichomonadidae. Bases 1 to 723 code for a protein of 240 amino acids.